AAGGAUGCAAGCAGUCAUCGACCUUGGAAGGGUCAUCAGAGAGAGGAAUGUCAUGCCCAUUAAGUAUCCCUUGAAGGAAGUUGUAGUGAUCCACAAGGAUCAAGCAGUCCUUGAUGCCAUCAUAUCUUUGCAGAAGUAUAUCAAUGAGGAAUUGAACGUGAAGGUAGUAACGGUGACUAAUGACAAGAAAAAGUACCAGGUAACAUUAAGGGCCGAACCAGACCACAAAAUUCUAGGCGCCAGACUCAAGGGUGAUUUCAAAGGGGUCAUGGCCAAGAUCAAACAGCUGACUGAUACAGAGUUGGAAGUUUUCCAGGCUACUGGUGAAAUUGAAGUAGACGGACACAAAUUAACUGGGGAAGACUUGAGGAUUAUGUAUGAUUUCGGACGUGAUGGUGGCUCGCAACAUCAUUUUGAGGCAGACUCCGAUGGGGAGAUCCUGGUUCUUUUGGACACAACUCCCGAUAGCUCCAUGUUGGAUGAGGGACUCGCUAGGGAGGCCAUCAAUAGAAUACAAAAACUGAGGAAAAAGGCCUCCUUAAAACCAAGCGAUGACAUAACCAUCCUGUACAACGCUACGGGUCACCUUGACGAGGUCAUGACCCAAUUUCUUGACCUGGUUACGUCAUCGGUCAAGCAGCCAGUCAGAAGAGUGGAGGAUUACCUAUCAGUUGGUCGGACGGCUGUCAUCAAUAACUGGGAUGUCAAGGAUGAAAAGGAGAAAAAACUAUCCAACAUUAAAGGUGACGAGUUGAGGCUGGCCAUCAUCAAAGGUCACCAGGUUGAAGGUCAAGGUCAUGUGAUGUCACCUCACCAAAGUAAUCUAACAACAACGACAACAUCUCCGACGAAAUCUCAGCAUCCUCCCCACAAACAAACUGCCUCUGCAGCAGCUGCAGCUUCGUCACCAGCGGCAACAACUAAGAAGCAACCGCCCUCGUCAUCGUCGAAAUCGCAACAAUCACCAUCGUCAUCACGUGAUCCAGGAAGUGACGUCACGCCGUUCUGUAGUUUCAUCAACUUUCUGUACGAUGGUAACAAAAUGGCGACUGUGUUGUUGGAGAAUCCUGUUGGUCAUUACCCAAUCAAGUACGACGUGCUCAUCAGCCAGUGAUUGAUUGAUCAAAAUUAGGAGUUGUCGGACGAUUGUUAUGACGAUGAUGGGCUGGUGACGGAGAUGAGCCGAUGUAUUGGUUUUGUUUUUCUUUCAUUUAAGGUUGUUUAUUGAGGAUUUUCAGUUUACUAUGUUUUUUUUGUUUGUUUGAGUUGGUUUUUAUUCUUAUUUGAUCAUUAUUUGAUGUGUUUUUCGGUAGAUUUUAAAAUUUAUUUUAAAUACGCAUUUGCAUUUUCCUUGUUUAUUGAUCCCUAAGUUAUUUUUGAGUAUUGUAUGUGUGUGUGUGUGUGUGUGUGUAUGUAUGUGUUAAUGUAUUUGGGAGUACAUAUCUGCUUGUUCGUCAUUCAUUAAUUUAUGUGUGGCUAUAUUAUUACUUACUUGUCUGUCUGGGGCGAUUUUGGGGUGAUUUGAAUGGGAAUAAGUACAUUAUUUUGCUGGAUGAAUAUUUUAUCUAAUUUUAGCCAACUUUGUUUCAAUUUUAUUCGUUUUGUCGUUAUUAUUAAUUAAAAUAGGAAGUAUAUGUGUUUAUGAAAUCUAA
Molecule: messenger RNA, 1652 nt
Organism: Helobdella robusta
Lineage: Eukaryota; Metazoa; Annelida; Clitellata; Rhynchobdellida; Glossiphoniidae
Exons: 9
Coding region: 5-1114 (369 amino acids)
Biological process (GO): isoleucyl-tRNA aminoacylation
Molecular function (GO): isoleucine-tRNA ligase activity; ATP binding
Source: RefSeq, a predicted model, not a curated record